GUAUUGUAUAAGGUCUAUGGGUGAUUCUCUGUACCUCUCGCUCUCGGGCUCUCGUUCUAAUUCGUAAAAAUCACGAAUGGUCCACGCUUUAUGCGGCUUAUUAUAUAUAAAUCUUUUGCCAGUUGCAGUCUUAACGUAUUUGAUUUUUGGCACAUGGUCUUUAUUUCGUGUUAUUCUAGUUAAAUAAGAUAAAAAAUGAAUUGCAAUAAUGGAUUGGAUUCUGACAUUGAUUUACGUGAUGGUUUAUCAGCUCAAGAAUUACUCGAGAGAGGAGAAGGUUUAACCUAUGAUGAUUUCAUUAUCCUUCCUGGUUAUAUUGAUUUUACUGCUGAUGAUGUGGAUUUAUCUUCUCCGCUUACAAAAAAUAUAACUCUAAAGACUCCUCUUGUAUCUUCUCCAAUGGACACUGUAACGGAGUCUGAUAUGGCAAUUUCUAUGGCACUUUGUGGUGGAAUUGGAAUUAUUCACCAUAAUUGCACAAUGGAAUAUCAAGCUAAUGAGGUUCUUAAAGUUAAGAAAUACAAACAUGGAUUCAUUAGAGAUCCCGUAGUGAUGGGACCUAACAAUAUUGUCGCUGAUGUUACUGAUGCAAAGAAAAAGAAUGGGUUUACCGGCAUUCCAAUCACAGAUACUGGAAAAUUAGGAGGAAAACUAAUUGGCAUAGUUACUUCGAGAGAUAUAGACUUUCGAGAAGACAAAACAUCCAGGCUUUUAGAUGUUAUGACUCCACUAGAAUCCCUCAUUACUGCUAAAUCUACUGUUACCUUACAAGAAGCCAAUCAUAUAUUAGAAAAUAGCAAAAAAGGAAAACUUCCCAUAAUUGAUGACAAAGGGGCUUUAAUUGCUUUAAUUGCAAGAACAGAUUUGAAGAAGUCUAGAAGUUAUCCUAAUGCCUCCAAAGAUUCCAAUAAGCAGCUUUUAGUUGGUGCUGCAAUUAGUACAAGGCCUGAAGAUAAAGAGAGGUUGAAACUUUUAGUGCAAAGUGGAGUUGAUGUCAUUGUUUUAGACUCAUCACAAGGAAACUCCAUAUAUCAGUUGGAAAUGGUUAAACACAUUAAACAAACAUAUCCUACAUUGCAAGUUAUUGGUGGCAAUGUUGUUACAAAGGCACAGGCCAAAAAUUUAAUAGAUGCUGGUGUUGAUGGCUUACGUGUGGGUAUGGGUUCAGGAUCAAUAUGCAUAACCCAAGAAGUUAUGGCAUGUGGUAGACCUCAAGCUACUGCAGUGUACCAUGUAGCAGGCUACGCAAAAAAAUUUGGGGUGCCAAUAAUUGCAGAUGGAGGAAUACAAUCAAUUGGCCAUAUAGUGAAAGCCUUAGCAUUGGGUGCUUCAACAGUUAUGAUGGGUUCCUUAUUGGCGGGAACAUCAGAAGCACCAGGAGAAUAUUUCUUUUCCGAUGGAGUCCGCUUGAAGAAAUAUAGAGGUAUGGGAAGCCUUGAAGCCAUGGAAAGACAAGAUGCAAAGGGAUCUGCUAUGAGUCGUUAUUAUCAAAGUGAAAUGGAUAAACACCGUGUGGCCCAAGGAGUAAGUGGAAGUAUUGUAGAUAAAGGAUCUGUAUUGCGUUUUGUUCCUUAUUUGCAAUGCGGUUUGCAACAUAGCUGCCAGGAUAUCGGUGUAAAAUCGUUUGCCUCUCUCAGGGAAAGCAUAUAUUCUAAUAAUCUUCGUUUUGAGAGAAGAACUCAUUCAGCUCAAAAGGAAGGCAAUGUACAUGGGCUCUUUUCAUAUGAAAAAAGAUUAUAUUAAUAUAGCAUUUAAGAACAUUUCAAUUUCAACAUACUUAACAGAUGGAC
Ctenocephalides felis (cat flea) is the source of this 1790-nucleotide messenger RNA. RefSeq names its product inosine-5'-monophosphate dehydrogenase (gene ras). The record is from RefSeq and is a predicted model, not a curated record. Gene Ontology annotation, cellular component: cytoplasm. The coding region runs from base 196 to 1743 and encodes 515 amino acids. Lineage: Eukaryota; Metazoa; Arthropoda; Insecta; Siphonaptera; Pulicidae. The transcript is spliced from 11 exons. Gene Ontology annotation, molecular function: IMP dehydrogenase activity. Gene Ontology annotation, biological process: GTP biosynthetic process.